Messenger RNA from Beta vulgaris subsp. vulgaris (sugar beet), 3881 nucleotides. Its product is annotated as putative pentatricopeptide repeat-containing protein At5g43820. Gene Ontology annotation, molecular function: protein binding. Lineage: Eukaryota; Viridiplantae; Streptophyta; Magnoliopsida; Caryophyllales; Amaranthaceae. The transcript has a single exon. The coding region runs from base 232 to 1968 and encodes 578 amino acids. The record is from RefSeq and is a predicted model, not a curated record.
AACACCACAUUGGUAAAUAAGCAAGUUACUCCAUAAGAAACCCUAAUCUCAAUUGGUCACGUGGUCAGCCGUUCUCCUAUAUUUACCUCAUCAGAUACCCCCUCCAUUUUCCAAUUAUUGCGCUAAUUAGGUUUUCAAAUCUUCGUUUCUCAUUUUCAUUCUUCGUUCUUCGAUGAAUGCUGGUAUUCCUGCUGCAAUGGUGGAAAGCUGAGUUUCAAUGAUAAAUCAGCCAUGUCAUUUUCUUCUCAAAGAUUCAUAUCUUUUGCGAAACAAUCCAGGUAUCCCCAUUUCUCUAUCUUUUCAUUAUCCCCGUUUUCUCAAUUUUCCACCAUUGAAGAAGCUUCCUGUAACUUUAAACAAGAAGAAAAACAAGAAAAUUUCUCUUGCAAUAGUAAUAAUCAACACUCAACGUUUCCCAAAUCUCUCCACGAAUCCAAGGUUCUCGCUGAGCUCUCGAAUCUUUUGCCAAUUCACCGAACAACUUCAAUCCCCAAAAAUUUAUAUUCUCCAAGUUCAGAAGAAACCCUAAUUGAAAAUAAACCCCUAAUUAGUGUUUCUCCUGAUGGAUUUUUGCCGUUAGAAGAUAAAUUACGAGGAGUCUUUGUUCAGAAAUUGAAGGGCAAAGCUUCGAUAGAAAAUGCCUUAUUUACAGCUUUAGGUGAUGCGCAACUAAGUGCUGAUGUUGUUUCUAGGGUUUUAGAUAGAGGGGAUUUAGGGGGUGAAGCUAUGGCCUUGUUUUUUAAGUGGGCAAUUAAGCAACCUAGUGUUGGUAGAGAUAUAGGGGUAUAUCAUGUGAUUCUUAAGGCGUUAGGGAGGAGGAAGUUAUUUGAUUUUAUGGCGGAUAUGUAUCGGGAAAUGUAUGUAGAAGGGAUUAGUAUUACUUGUGAGACACUUGAAAUUGUGUUGGAUAGUUUUAUUAGGGCUCGGUGCAUAUCCAGGGCGGUUGAGGUAUUUAGGAACUUGGAAGAGUUUGGGGUGAAGUGUGAUACUAAGCAAUUCAAUGUGCUGUUGAGUUGCUUGUGUAAGCGAUCGCAUGCGGGGACCGCAAAUUCACUGCUGAAUUCAAUGAGGGGGAAAAUGGUGUUUGAUUGUGUGACUUACAAUGUGGUGAUUGGAGGAUGGGCGAGAUUAGGUAGGGUGAGUGAAAUGGAGAAGUGUCUGAAAGAGAUGGUGGAAGAUGGGUUUUGUCCAGAUUGUAAGACGUAUAGUUGUCUUAUUGAAGGUUUGGGUAGAGCUGGUCAGGUUGAUGAUGCUAUUAGGAUAUUUAGAAACAUGGAGGAUCAAGGUUGUCAACCUAAUAUAGGGGUUUAUAAUGCGAUAAUUGCAAACUAUGUGUCUGUGGGUAAUUUUGACGAAUGCAUGAAGUAUUAUAAAGAAAUGUCAAGCAAUAAUUGUUCACCGGACGUAGACACUUACGCAAAAUUAAUUAUUGGUUUACUAAAGGCUCAAAAAGUGGCCGAUGCACUUGAAUUGUUUGACGAGAUGUUAUGUCGAGGAGUUAAUCCUUCUACGGGGAUGGUAACCUCUUUCAUUGAGCCCUUGUGUAGUUAUGGUCCGCCCCAUGCUGCCAUGAUGAUUUACAAAAGUGCCAGAAAACGUGGAUGUGUAAUAUCACUGACUGCUUAUAAGUUAUUGUUUAUGAGGCUUUCCCGUUUUGGUAAAUGUGGAAUGCUUCUGGAGUUGUGGGAUGAGAUGCAACAGAGCGGACAUACCUCUGACAUGGAUGUUUAUGAGCAUGUUGUUAAUGGGUUGUGCAAUAAUGGACAACUUGACACUGCUCUUUGUGUUAUGGAGGAGGCUCUACGUAAGGGGUUUUGUCCAAGUAGGCUCACAUAUAGCAAGUUGAAUAAGAAACUAAUGGCCUUUGAUAAAGUAGAGAAGGCAUAUAAGCUUUUCCUGAAAGUAAAACAAGCUCGUGCUAAUGAAAAUGCAAGGAGAUAUUGGCGUUCGAAAGGCUGGCACUUUUGAGCUGGUUAUUUGUGAAGUAUGAUCUUUUAUGGCGAUACAAAAAUGAUUGGCAUCACAAAGAUGCUCAAAGUCGCAAAUCACAAUGUUGGAGACCUGUUAAGAUAAGGGGCUGUUGUACUCAUUACCCAAGGAUUGGGCCUGGAUUCCAAAAAUGUUGUAUAUUCUCCAUACGUGCUUCAUUCAAUCUCAUAAAGGUAAAUUAAGGUAGUCCUAAUGUCAUCACUCUCUCUACUGUCAUACAUCAUUCUAAGUUAUUAUGAAGCUCACUCUUUCUUUUGCUGCCAGUGACUAGUUGGCCCUAUUUCUGGAUGCUGUGUGUAUUUUGCUGCAAUUUAACCCAUAUCGGUGAGACACUUGUGAAGUUGAAAUUAAGUCAAAGCACAAAAAUCAUCAAUAAUUUCACACUUAAUUGUUCUAUAUGCUGAUCUUCUUCAUAAAUCAUAAUACUAUGUUUCCUUCUUGACAUGGGUGCCCUUGGGGAACGGGUGGGAACCCAGUACCCCCCCCCCCCCAAACUUUUAAUUUUGAUAUAGAAAUGGGCCAUUUUUGUAAAGGUCCCCCAUAAAAAUUCGAAAUAAAUAUGGUCACCACUCACCCCUAAGAUAAUUUUCUGGUUCCUUCCUGCUUCCUUCCUGCUUCUUGAUAUCUUAUAUACCAAGUCUUAUAAUUUGUUAUGUUUGCCCUCCUUCGAUUUUGCUGGAAUGAUGCAAUUUAGCCAAAUCUGACAUGGAUGUGCUCCUUGUGGCAUUUUCUUCUAAGGUCAUUACCUUGCCAUCCUAAGUCACGCGAGUGACCUCCUUUGUGCACUGGCUGGUCUUUAGAUGAGAUGUCAUGAGUUGUAGCGUAUCUGUGUGAUUGAUAACUUUUGGAGAUCGGUUUACAUGCUGACCAGAUAGCUUCCUUGGGCUCAUUGUGUACAUUACUGUAGAUGAUAAUUUUCUGGAGGUUGGUUGUUAUAUGAAUAUGCUUGUGCUUUCGUCAUUGAGCAAGUUUUUUGCAACUGCUCUUACCAGCGCUUUUUUGUCAAAAGUGGUUUAAGCUCCUUCCUUUUCACACCUAGAGUGAAACCAUUCUGUUGAGAAGUGCUCAUUACAUUCUUCUAUUUGUUUAAAACUGAUGACUUAUUUUCUUUUACUCGUCAUGCGAGUUUUUCCUGAGACUAAAUAUCCUUUAUGCUGUCGCUGAAUGCACAUCCUUGAAGAUGUAGUUAGUGAGCAUUUUAUGAGGUUCUAUCAAGGGUGCUUUACAGGGUGGCACAUAAGGACCAGUUGUCCAUGAACAACAUAAUGGAAAGGCCUACAUAAGCAGUUAAGCACAGGUAGGUAACCUUAUAAAUGCUAAUGUAAUGAUAUUGCAUCCGAGCACUUUGAAAGGUGAUGUUUAUUUGCGCCCUUGGUUUCUUCCCCUAAAAUUUCAAGUACCCUGAUGAAAAUGUUUUGUUUGUGGGUUCAAAUUCAUUAAUUUUGCUUAGUUUAUUAGACUUCUAGUGAGCCAUUGCCCAUUUUCAUUUUCAUGUGGCUUUAGGCAUUAGGUUACAGUUCCUGUACAUUACAAUAUACAAUUUCAAAUUUUCUGAAUUCUGGAUUACCAGGUCAGGUGAAGCAGUAUCCGAUCAUACACCUUCAUGUAGCAGAGCAGUGACGCAACUGAGCUCUAGCGCGGCAACACCCAGUUACUGAGAUCUAUGUCAAGCUCCAGCAAACGAGUCCAGUUUUUUUCUUCUAGAGUAAAUUCUGGCUAUUCCUCAUAAGUCAAUUGUAUAGUUCUCAAUGCAUUUGUCAAAGAGAUAAUGGAAUUUUUCUUCGAUCUCGAGUCUCGACACUACUUAGCUCUAGUCAUCUCAGACAAUAUGCUGCUCUCGUUGAAAGCUGUCUGGCUUUUGGCUAUUUGCAAUAAGAGAUCUCUUUCCUCUA